GGCAAAGUGUGUAGCUCAGAUGAACUGUAUAGUAUUAAGGUCUAUGCACCUCUAUCAAGAGAUCUAUGUGCAAGAUGUAGAAAUGAAUUAUAUACCCAACGCUUCCAUCCUUAGUUCAUCGUGUGUGAAAUUAAUCAUUAAAGACCAGUGCUUUUUCCUUGUCGUCAAAACUCAUUACGAGAUAUAUCCAUGACAUGUAGAGCAGAGGUUCUGAGUUGCUUAGAAGAGAGCAAUGGCACCGAGGACGGCGAGAACGCCGGCGGGGGCAAUGCGGCCGGCAGCAGCUGUGACGACGGCAGGGUUGGUACCCUCGGGGACGAGGUAGGUAGCGGUGCCAGUAGGGACGGGGACGGGAGCAGCGGUGGUAGGCUUGCCGGGGACAGCGGGAGCAGUGUAGCCGGGCUUACCGGGCUUGCCGGGAGUGGGCUGAGGGUAAGGGUGCUCGGAAGCAGGGUGGGUGGUGGUGAAGUGGCAGUCGGUGACGGUGACGGUGCCGGGAGCGGUGACAGUGACGGUCUUGUUGCCGUAGGUCAGAGUGGUGGGCUCAGGGCAGUAGGUAGUCACGGCGGUGAUGACCUCAGUGGUGUAGACGGGGUGAGGGACAACGGGCUUGGUGGGCUUGACGGGGUAGCUGAGUGUGCAAGGGCAGUCGGUGAUGGUCAAGGUGGUCUCAGAGGUGACGGUGUAGGUCUUGUCACCGUAGGUGAGAGUGGUAGCACCAGGGCAGUAGGUUGUGAUGGCGGUGACAACCUCAGUGGUGUAGUGGGUGGUGCCGUUGGAGGGAGGGGCGUAGUAGGGAGAAGCGGUGGCAGCUCCGAUGAGGAGGCCAGCAGCAGCAACCUUGAUAGCAACCAUUUUGAAGGAUUUGGUGAGGUUUUUAAUUAAGUUCUGACUUGUAAAAACGAGUGAAGUGCAGAAAAGCAAGAUUGAGCUUUGAGCGAGAGUGUAACGACUGAAGCGAGUGUAGUUGUUGAGAGAGGAGGAAGAAGUUAGCGAAAAGGUGGAAGAGAGUGAGGGUAUUUAUCUCUGAGUUCAACACCAAGACAAA
Molecule: messenger RNA, 1048 nt
Organism: Fusarium verticillioides 7600
Lineage: Eukaryota; Fungi; Ascomycota; Sordariomycetes; Hypocreales; Nectriaceae
Exons: 1
Coding region: 190-885 (231 amino acids)
Source: RefSeq, a predicted model, not a curated record